AUGCUAUCGAUAGACGUCAAAUCGGAAACUACCGAGACAGCGGCAUCUAGUGCAAAAUGUGGAACAUGUGGUUACACGGAAGAAAAAAUAGAAAACGAUUUGAUGCUGGCAUGUAAUGCAUGCAAUAAAUGGUUUCAUGCAAGUUGUGUUGACUUCGAUGAAAUGACUGCCUUUUCUACGGAUACAUUUCACUGUUCUACAUGCUCAGUUGAACAUGGCCCUUCAACAUUGUAUGAAAUUCGAGUGCCACAUCGCCACAAUUAUUUUGAUUUGGGAGAAAGCUCUUUGCCCAUUCAAGUUGGCUCAAAACAGUGGGUUGAGAAUUUCGCAAAAAAUGAACAUACAAUUCCACCGCCGCCACCAAAAAAUGAAAAACGGGACUAUCAAGUCUUGGUUCUUAACUCUGGUCACGAGUUAUACAAGAAUUUCGACGGUGAGCGCGAAUGGAAAAAUAUCUUGAUGAUCAAAGAUCCCGAUGGCUUAGAGAUGACCAUACCGACUCGAGACUUCAAAAUUGAAGAUGCUCUGAAUGUAAUGGGACCUUUAACUUACGUCGACACAAUUGAUGUGUAUAGACAGGCCUCAAAAAAUAUGCGUCUCGAUCGCUUUGCUGCUGCUUGGAAAGAUCCAAAGCGUCCUCGUCUAUACAACAUCCUCAGCAUGGAAUUUUCAAAGACACACUUGCGACAUUAUUUCAAGCCUCCACAUCUUGUUCAAGAAUUAUCUUGGGCUUCACUUUAUUGGCCGAACAUAGCCAACAAUGGGGAUAUUGAAAGAGAAGAUCUUCCGCAAGAGUUGAAUACUCCAAAAUCAGAGCCGGUGGAUGUUUCUAAUUUUCCACCAGUGCCGCACAUAGAAGAAUCAGCAAAAACUGAAGAUGAUGGCGCUUAUAAAGUGGACGAGGAAGAUUAUGCCAAGAAGCCGGAGGUUGAACUGUUUUGUCUUAUUGGCAUGGCUGGAUCGUACACAGAUUUUCAUAUUGACUUUGGGGGAAGCUCAGUUUACUAUCACAUUUUUCGAGGCAAGAAGAUCUUCUACGUUUCUCCUCCAACAGAUAAAGCGCUAGCACUAUAUCAUACCUAUCUGAAAGACUAUCAAAACCACGAAAUAUGGCUUGGAGAUGCUUUGUUAAAGGAAUCAUCACUCUUUCGGAUAGAAGUUGAAGAAGGUUACACAUUACUGAUUCCGGCUGGCUGGAUUCAUGCCGUCUUUACCCCUGUCGAUUCUAUAGUUUUUGGCGGAAACUUUUUACAUCGAUGUAACAUUUCAAUGCAAUUGCGGAUAAAUGAUAUCGAAGAGGACGCAAACGUUGAAGAGAAGUUUACCUACCCUCAUUUUCGUCUUUGCAAUUGGUAUGCGGCCAAGACUGUCGCACAGGAAAUUUGUGACGUAAACAAUGAAGAAGACAUAUGUCCUGAACAUCUGUAUCAAGGAGCAAUAAAACUUCAUGGAACACUUGAAAGAUGGUUCCAAGAAGAAAAGCUUGAUUUGGACAAGUUUGCACCCCCCAUUUUGAAAAAACUUUCGAAGGAAAUUGAUCGGCAAACGAAAUUACGCAAACCGAAAGUCAAUACAAAUGGAUCUAAAAAACGAGAAACGAAGAAAGGCAAAGAUAAAAAGCGUAAAUCUCCAGCGGAUAUCUCCUUGGCUAGCGGCGAAACGAAGCCCGGAGAAACAAUGAACCAGAUGAAUAAAGACGAGAAAAAACCAAAAAUUGAAAACCUUGAGCCAGGCUCUUUAAAAUUUGUAAUUCGACGCGACACGAUUCCGGAAAGAGCAACGACACCUAAAGAUGACACCUUCGGCACUCCUUUGCAAGUUGAAAGAGUUACUGAGAAAGAUUUAAUGACGAGUAUGUUUGCUUCACCGAGCACAAGUGGACGCCAAAGGAAACCAUCAGCGCUCAUAAAAGAUAUUUGUGGCCGAAGUCUACCUGUUAUUCAACAGACAGGUAACUCCGAUGACGAACCAAAAAUUGAUUUGGAUUUGAUCGCAAAACAAGAGGACAAGGAGUUUGAAAUCGAGAACAGAAAGAAAAAGAAUAACACCAAAUCGAAGCAACAAAAACUUCGUGGUGUAAAUCAAGCUAUUGCAAGUUCAGAUUCUAAAACUAAGACUGUGGUGAAAGUGACGAAACCGACUUCAGCCAGAAACCAAUUGGCGAAGAAAUUAAGUAAAUAUUUA
This is a messenger RNA of Mesorhabditis belari, 2184 nucleotides long. NCBI's taxonomy places the organism in Eukaryota, Metazoa, Nematoda, Chromadorea, Rhabditida, Rhabditidae. The record is from the annotation of a GenBank genome assembly.